Messenger RNA from Myotis brandtii (Brandt's bat), 1634 nucleotides. It is a transcript of the gene KATNAL2, whose product is annotated as katanin p60 subunit A-like 2. NCBI's taxonomy places the organism in Eukaryota, Metazoa, Chordata, Mammalia, Chiroptera, Vespertilionidae. The transcript has 16 exons. Bases 1 to 1617 code for a protein of 538 amino acids. The record is from RefSeq and is a predicted model, not a curated record. Gene Ontology annotation, molecular function: ATP hydrolysis activity; ATP binding; protein binding.
AUGGAGCUUUCUUACCAGACCAUAAAAGUCACGCAUCAGGCACGGGAAGCGUGCAAGAUGAGGACAGAAGCACGACGAAAAAAUCUUCUUAUUUUGAUUUUGCAUCAUUUAACACAGGAAGGAUAUAUCGAUACAGCUAAUGCUUUGGAGCAAGAAACUCAACUGGGGUUACGACGCUUUGAAGUUUGCGACAACGUUGACCUUGAAACUAUUUUGAUGGACUAUGAGAGCUAUUAUUUUAUAAAAUUUCAGAAAUACCCCAAAAUUAUCAAAAAGGCACCAGACACAGCAGAAAGUAACUUACCACCAAGAAGUGGAGGGAAGGCCAGAAGGGUGAUGAAUGACAGUUGUCAAAAUCUUCCCAUGAUCAGUCAGCUGAGGCCACGGUCCAAAACCACGGUGGGGAAGCCAGGGGAGGCCAAACCCCUGUAUAAGGAACAUCCUAAACAGGAGGUUGUCAAUAACCCUGGCAUGGAGAGAGCCGACUUUGGCUUAACUAUAUCAGGAAUCAACAGAGGCCGUGGAGGAGAAAAUGUCCAUCCACAAAGAGGCCAAAUCAUUGACUUCCGAGGGCUGCUCACAGACGCUAUCAAAGGAGCAACCAGCGAACUUGGCUCGAAUAGCUUUGAGUGUAACCCAGACCCUGCAGAACGACUGCUGAAACCUCUGAGUGCAUUUAUUGGCAUGAACAGUGAGAUGCGAGAACUGGCAGCUGUGGUGAGCCGGGACAUUUAUCUCCAUAAUCCAAACAUAAAGUGGGAUGACAUUAUUGGACUCGAUGCAGCCAAGCAGUUAGUCAAAGAAGCUGUGGUGUAUCCUAUAAAGUACCCACAGCUGUUUACAGGAAUUCUCUCUCCCUGGAAAGGACUACUGCUCUAUGGCCCUCCAGGAACAGGAAAGACUUUACUGGCCAAAGCUGUGGCCACGGAAUGUAAAACAACCUUCUUUAACAUUUCUGCAUCUACCAUUGUCAGCAAAUGGAGAGGAGAUUCAGAAAAACUUGUUCGGGUGUUAUUUGAACUUGCUCGCUACCAUGCCCCCUCCACCAUCUUCCUGGACGAGCUGGAGUCGGUGAUGAGUCAGAGAGGCACGGCUCCCGGGGGAGAGCACGAAGGAAGCCUUCGGAUGAAGACAGAGCUGCUGGUGCAGAUGGAUGGGCUGGCUCGCUCGGAAGAUCUCGUGUUUGUCUUAGCCGCUUCCAACCUGCCCUGGGAACUGGACUGUGCCAUGUUACGCCGCCUGGAGAAGAGGAUUCUGGUUGACCUCCCCAGCCAGGAGGCCAGGAAAGCCAUGAUCCACCACUGGCUGCCCCCUGUGAGCAAGAGCAGAGCGCUGGAGCUGCACACAGAGCUGGAGUACGGCACGCUGAGCCAGGAGACUGAGGGCUACUCAGGCUCAGACAUUAAGCUGGUCUGCAGGGAAGCAGCUAUGCGGCCUGUGAGGAAGAUCUUCAAUGCACUUGAAGAUCACCAGUCAGAGAGUAGCGAUUUACCUGGGAUCCAGCUGGGCACAGUGACCACUGCUGACUUUUUGGAUGUGUUAGCUCACACCAAGCCUUCAGCAAAGAAUCUGACUCAGAGAUACUCAGCCUGGCAAAGUGAGUUUGAAUCUGUUUGAAAUCACAUUGACCCUGA